Molecule: messenger RNA, 1185 nt
Organism: Geodia barretti
Lineage: Eukaryota; Metazoa; Porifera; Demospongiae; Tetractinellida; Geodiidae
Source: the annotation of a GenBank genome assembly
CUGGGUCUCACCUUCCUCAAAGCAGAUCACAACAAGAACUCUGAGGGACUUUUUGAAUUCCAGCCAACCAAUGCAGAGAAUGACUUUAAAUCUUUAUAUACACAUGGUGCUCUUAAAGAUGAACAUUUCUGCUUUAGUUGCAUUGCCAAAGAGGACAUACCAGAGAAUCUAGAAAACACCCAGUUCUGUAUAACUGCUGUUCUUCCAAGUUCCACACUUCCAGUCAACAAGUCGGUCAAUGCUUUUUUCUUUAUCACCUUUAUGAAAUUGGAGACCUGUCUGCAGAGAGUAAAGGCGAUAAUAAAGAAAAUGGGCUUGGAGGGACGAAGGAUAAAGAAAGUUCCAUUUAGAUUCUCUUCUUAUGGCAAAGAUUCUGCACUUGAGGUUGUCAUCCUUAAUCAACCAGCUGAUGGUUAUAUUAGGAUGUCAGGAGAAAAUAAGAUAUAUCGCUGUGAUGUGGACUUUUUUGUAAAAGGGAAAAUUUCUGCUAAAACUAUGAAGAAGCGUGAGAAAGACGACCUCUAUCCUCCCCGAUUUGAGAUGUUCUUUGUCUCAUCCAAAGAGAAUGCCACAUUCAGUGGUGGUAAGAUUGCUUUUAGAGGAGCCACCAGCGGAAUUAAGUUUGAUAUCCAUCUGGACUCUCCUGAAACACCCAGGCCUGUUGCUGCUUCUGCAGCCACAAUUGAUGCUAGUUCACAGACGGAGGAUCAACUCGAUGUUUCAUCACCUCCUGCACCUCCACUUGUGUCCACGCCUACAUCGUCAGGUGAACAUGCAACCUCUCAUUCUGUGCCAUCUUCAUCAGGUGAGGAUGGAUAAAUGCAUGUCAUUGCUCAUUAUACGUGUCUAUUUCAACAGGUGGACAGCUGAGACAAAGAAGUGGUAAUAGAGAAAGAGGGGCUUUGGCUGAAAAAGGCAACGAGGGUAACGAUUCCACAGAUAAUGACGAUGUAGUAGAUACACCAUCUGAGGGGUCUCGAAAGAGAGUGAUUGUUGUUCUCUUUGUGUUUUCAAUGCUGAGCUUUAUAAUUGCUUAUUUUAUUUUCUAUGAAGUCAGGGCAGCUUUCAUAGCAGGUUUGUAUAUUCCAUAUAUGCAGAUGAGAUAUAAUAAUGUAAUGCUCUUAUUCCAGCCAUAAUAACUUUUGUGGCUGUUGGAACAAUAGGAGUUUAUUGCAAGGAAAGUUU